Pelagomonas calceolata is the source of this 628-nucleotide messenger RNA. NCBI's taxonomy places the organism in Eukaryota, Pelagophyceae, Pelagomonadales, Pelagomonadaceae. The record is from the annotation of a GenBank genome assembly.
AAGACACUAGCAAAUGCAGCAAGGCAGCGGCGGCGCUCAGCGAGUGCUGUAGCAGCGCUUCAAGCAACGGCAUCGUAGCGCUCGUACGCAUUGCUUGCACGCGACGCCGCAGCGCAUCGCUUCGUAGCGGAGACGCAGGCGGCUGCGGUGCAAAGUAGCAGCAACAAGCAGCACUACACGAAAGCGCAGCGCGCCACAACGAGCCACCAUGGGCAAGGGCGGCAUGGACUACAAGGGCCAGAAGCUCUCGGAACAAAUUUAUCUAGUACUGAUCCCGGCCGUCGGGUCCGUCGCGUGGGUCUUUGGGUACCUCGCGCAGGACUUCAAAACCACUUUUUAUGGGUGGCUCGCCGGUUUAGUAUUGGCCAUGCUCAUCUGCGUGCCCGACUGGCCCAUCUUCAACCGGAAUCCCACUCCUUGGUUGGAGGAGAUCCCGUCGGCGCGCAAGCAAACGGUGGUCGAUGACGACGACGAGGACGACGCGCCCGCGAAGGCUACGAAGGCGAAGAAGAAGAAGGGGGGGAAAUCGUGACAUAGUCUACUCCUCGCGGAGGCGCCGCAUCGGCAUGCUUCGGCGUGACUAAGGCUCGGGGCGACGGCGUGCGAGGGCCGGGGGCCGGGGGCGGGG